GGCACGUGAAGCGGGGCUCACUCUAAGUUGACAACGGGGUGACUCAGGCCGACACAUUAGAUCCGUUUCGCCGGACCGCGAAAUAUUGUGUUCAUGCUCCUCGAUAAAUGUGGAUAAAUACGUAGCCUGUAUCAGGUAUCAGGAGAGCGCUCGUUCGAUCCAUCCCCAUCACGAUCUUCUCCCGAGUCAAGACGGGUAGCUAGCUCCGAAUCACCAAACCACUACGCCUUCCACCACAAGCAAUGUCAGCCAUCGACCCCUCCCGCCCGGACAUCGUCGCGUUCAUGGCCGAUGCCUCAUCCGCACUCGGCCGCGCCCUCCCCGCGCCCAAAGACGUCUUCCACUUCGGCGGCGAGUCCGCGGCGCUGGCCGACCAGCGCCUCCGCCUCGCGGUGCAGGGCAAGAAGUCGGCCACCACGUCCUGGCCGGUGCCGGAGCCGCUGCACUGGGGCGUGGGUGACCUAUCGGUCAUUAUGGACGGCGCGGGGGUGCCGCGGGCUUUGAUGCGGACCACGUCGCUCAUACAAUGCCGGUUCCGCGACGUAGAGGAGGACUUUGGGCUUGCCGAGGCCGAGGGUGACUACGAGGCGUACCGGGCGGGGCAUGUCGCCUUCUAUCGCCGGCAGGAAGGCGGGGAGGCUUUUGGGGAAGACAGCGUCGUGCUUUGCGAGCGGUUUGAGGUCGUUUAUUCGGUGGAAGGGGAGAAACAUGAGGACGGGUUGGGGAAGGGCGUAGGUGAUGUGGAAAAGGGGGAAUGAAUCUUCAACAUUGGGUAUCCUAUAUGAAAGUCGAACGAAAUGAAAGCAAGAUAUUAAGGACGAUAUAAUGUCGGACCCAUCCACCUGCCAACCAAUUAAUGCCCGGUUCAACACAACCAUUUGCAUCCAACGAGAUCACGCCGGUGCGUGCUUAGAGGGCACUGCGGGGCCUGGGGCGUGCUUGGACGGCACUGCGGCAACUGGGGCGU
Chaetomium fimeti is the source of this 967-nucleotide messenger RNA. Its product is annotated as PUA-like domain-containing protein. The record is from RefSeq and is a predicted model, not a curated record. NCBI's taxonomy places the organism in Eukaryota, Fungi, Ascomycota, Sordariomycetes, Sordariales, Chaetomiaceae. The coding region runs from base 243 to 758 and encodes 171 amino acids. The transcript has a single exon.